UACGUUUGACUAUGACAUGGACAGAAAGAGAGCACGAAAGGUGCUUUUUUCGAAAGUACGUGCUGCCUUGUCGAAUGAUUUUACAGUUAUUCAACAAGAAAAGUAUAUAUUGUAAGCUGAAGUAAAGAAGCUUAUUCUGUGUGUAUAAAUAUAUGUCUAAUAAAAUUGUUUGGUAUUAUAAGCUUCCUUGUUAUUCAACUAUGGUUUGUACGGCUAUAAUAAAUAAUUUCAAAUUAAUAGUUCCAAUAGCGGUAGUUUUGGGAGCUUACUUAUAUCAUAUUAAAUUGAAGCUAUACUAUGAAGAUUUUUUAAAUGACACAAAUAAGGAAAACGACAGACCAGGCUUUUUUACUGCAAAUAAAUUAGCACAAUUUGAUGGAGAGACACAGAGUGAUUUGUUUUUGGCAGUAUUAGGCACAGUUUUCAAUGUUACAGAAGGAAAUAGACAUUAUAAAAAGGGUGCUGCAUACCAUUACUUUAUAGGUAAAGAUGGAUCUAGAGCCCUUGUUACUGGUAAUUUCAAAGAUGAAAGUGAUGAAAAAGACCAUGUAAUGGACUUAUCCUGUAAUGACUUAUUGACCCUAGUCCAUUGGCGGAAUACAUUCAAGAAAAAGUAUAUAGAAGUUGGUGUCCUCAUAGGAAGAUUCUAUGAUAUUGAUGGCCAAGAGACUGUUUAUAUGAAGGAGUUUGUAAACAAAAUAAAACAAUGUGAAGUGGAGAAAGAAGUGUCCAGAAGAGAAGACCAGAAGUAUCCACCUUGUAAUAUUGCAUGGUCUGCUGAUGAGGGCACUAAAGUCUGGUGUACCAAAUCAAGUGGCGGUGUUAAAAGGAGCUGGAUAGGAGUUCCUCGGCAACUCUUCACUCCUGGAGUAGAAAAACCUCGCUGUGUCUGCCUUAAUGAAGUAGAAAGUGAUGCUGUAGGUCUUAUAAAAGAAUAUGACAACUGUCCUAAGUCUUCUACAGAAUGUUUAGUAAAAAUUUGAAUAUUUUAUCCUGGUUUCAUAUGUCAUUAGUAUUAUUAUUUAUUGAGAUUGUUAAAUCUUUUUCAUUCCAUUACUUAAUUACUUGUAAGUAUUUAUAUAAACAUGAAUUAUGAAUGUUUCGUUGAAUCUGAAUGUUUUAAUUAUAGCAUAAUAACAACAAAUAAAAGUCUGCAAUGAUUAA
This is a messenger RNA of Spodoptera frugiperda (fall armyworm), 1164 nucleotides long. RefSeq names its product neuferricin homolog. The transcript has 4 exons. The coding region runs from base 153 to 983 and encodes 276 amino acids. Gene Ontology annotation, cellular component: membrane; endomembrane system. The record is from RefSeq and is a predicted model, not a curated record. Lineage: Eukaryota; Metazoa; Arthropoda; Insecta; Lepidoptera; Noctuidae.